AUGGCUCGGGCACUCGACUUUAUCGAAAAGGGCCACGAGCCGGGCCAAGUCCCGCCUCGCCCUUGGCAAUCAUUGUUCCACUACGACUUCAAGCCCUCAAACAUUCUGCUCGACGCUCCCGCCACGGACGGGCCCGAAUGGUGCAGCCACUACCCGCUCCCGAUCCUCGCGGAUUUCGGAGGCGCAGAGGCGUACCCGCAACCGGGCGCGGCCGACCAGAUCCCCUCGCACAUCCGCGGCUACGGGACCAAGGGCUUCUCCCCGUUCGAGCUGUUCCAGCCCAACUCGCAGCGCCUCUCCAACGACGAGCGCGCCAACGGGCCCGCCCGCGACACGCCCGUCGACGCGCAGAGGAACCCGCUGCCGCCGCUGCCGCCGACAGCGCGCGCGCGCGCGUCGCCCUACAAGCCGCCGCUGCCCGUCGACCAGCAGGUGCGCAUCCACUCGUCCAUCUUCCAGCUCGGCGUGACCAUCUGGUGCACCAUGACCAACCGCAUCGCGCCGCGCGGCCAGGUCUGCGCCUGGCGCGGCGGCUACGCGCCGAACGACAACCGGUCCAAAAGCAACGCGUAUCCGGCGUGGUGGGACCACCUGCCCAGACACGCGCCGCGCCGGCCCUGGCCGUGGAAGGUGGCGAAGCCGCUGCGGAAGAAGGAGUGGAAGGCGAUGCUGGGCAGGGGCUUGGCCGAGGCGCCGGUCGUCGAGUACGGGCCGAUGCACGCGCGGAGGGCGAGGUACGGCCCGUUGCCGAGCAGCUUGGAUAAGCUGGGGGCGAGGCCGAAGUCUUAUAUCCGGCGGAUGGCCGGGGGCAUGUGGGUGCCGCUUGCGCCGUCGGAGUCGUUGAAGCCGAGAUAUAGCGAUCGGUUGGUCGAUCUAGCUUACAAGUGCAUGAGUCCGCUCAUUGCUGAUAGGCCGACCACGGACGGCCUUCUGAUACAGACGCAGCAGGAGAUGAAUGCACUUCAAGGGCGAUAUCCCGAUGGUAGCGGCGCAGGACCCGAACCACUGCUAUUGCCGCCGGAUAAGUUUCCAAUUGGACAGCACACACUGAACGACGUUUGGCGGGCGGAAUUUUGA
This is a messenger RNA of Lasiodiplodia theobromae, 1077 nucleotides long. RefSeq names its product Multispanning membrane protein. Gene Ontology annotation, biological process: protein phosphorylation. Bases 1 to 1077 code for a protein of 358 amino acids. NCBI's taxonomy places the organism in Eukaryota, Fungi, Ascomycota, Dothideomycetes, Botryosphaeriales, Botryosphaeriaceae. The transcript is spliced from 3 exons. The record is from RefSeq and is a predicted model, not a curated record. Gene Ontology annotation, molecular function: ATP binding; protein kinase activity.